UAAUAAUAUUCUACAUCAUGAUGUUCGUUGCAAGAAUAUUUUGAUAACAGAAGACCUGACGGCUAAAAUCUCGGGGUUUGAAGUGUCUCAUAGUGUGCAAAGUGAUUCUUUACCUAUAAAGAAUUUAAGUGAUUAUAUUCGCUGGAUGUCUCCGGAAAUAAUGAAAGGAAAACGUUACACUUAUUAUAGCGAAAUGUUUAGUUUUGGAAUGCUUCUUUGGGAACUUUGUUAUGAAAGGGUUCCAUACGAAAAGAUGGCUGUGCAAGAGAUACAGGAACAU
This is a messenger RNA of Acaulospora morrowiae, 280 nucleotides long. NCBI's taxonomy places the organism in Eukaryota, Fungi, Glomeromycota, Glomeromycetes, Diversisporales, Acaulosporaceae. The record is from the annotation of a GenBank genome assembly.